AUGACAGGGCCAGCAACCACGCCAGUCGAGUCGAGUCCAACAGGGAAGUGCAAAGCGCUUCGAAGACUCUUACAGUUGUUGAGCAUGCUUAUCAUGGUAUAUCUUGUCAAGAACCAUGACGUGAAGAUAUACUUCAGUGUCAAUAUGCUGGAGGGUAGCGACUGCUACCCUCUACGUUUGCGCUACCAAACGUCUAGUAGUCCUUCCUUGGGAAUAUCGCCGGGUGGCGGAACAUGGAAGCACGAUGCAGGUCAUAGAAAAGCGGCACGGGACCGUCAAGCCGUUGUGCGGCGUGUGCGAGUUCAGAAAUGGGCGGCGACUCAAGGCAUAAAUACUUCUCAGCAUCUUUUAACCCUACGAUCAUCUCUGAACCUCAAGAUUCUUCCAAUGCUUUCUAUCGGGGCUGCGAAUGUCGCUGUCCUAGCUCUUUUGGGCUUUCGAGCUACUGGAGUAAACGCCGCCUUUCAGUUGGUUCAAAGCCAUUCGGGUGCUAAUUUUUUGAAUAACUGGACUUUCGCUACUGGCACCGAUUUUCUCGAUAAUGUGGGUGACGUCGUUUGGCAGUCGGAAGAGCAGGCACAACAGGAGCAGUUGACAUUCCUCAACGCGGCGGGCAAUUUUGUCAUAAAGGUUGACAAUACCACUGAUGCGAGGGGUAAUUCAUCAUAUGGCCGCAAUAGUGUGAAAAUGAACAGCACUUAUACGAUUUCGAGCGGAAACCUGGUUCUAUUUGAUGCUUUUCACAUCCCAUAUGGAUGCUCAGUAUGGCCUUCAUUUUGGACACGAGGUGCUUCUUGGCCAGAUGAUGGAGAAAUAGACAUUGUAGAAGCCGUAAACAUGGUAACGGAAAAUAGUAUCUCUCUGCAUACCCUUAAUGGCUGCAAGCAUCCAGAUGCCUCCGCCUCAGGUGGUAUUGAGACUGGAAACCUCAUUUCAACGGACUGCUUCAACCAAACGAAUUUCAAUCAAGGCUGCAUCGUCGAUGUGCCUGGCCCUUCAUACGGCGCAGCAUUCGCACAAUCCGGCGGAGGCAUAUACGCAUUAAACUGGAACUCUUCGGGCAUCUUCAUUUGGUUCUUCCAACGUGGAUCGAUACCCUCCGACCUUCCCACCGACUCACCUAAUCCCGACGGCUGGGGUCUGCCAACAGCAGCAUACCCAGUUAGCAACUGCGACUUCAAUACCUUUAUCAAACCUCAAAAACUCAUCCUCGAAAUCGACAUUUGCGGCGACUUUGCGGGGUUGCCGAAUGUUUACUCACAGACAUGCAGUGGGCUCUGCACCGAUCUCGUUCAAAUCCCAUCGAACUAUGAUAAUGCCUAUUUUGAGAUUGGGUCUAUCAAGGUGUUCCAGCAGACGAAUGGGAGUUCGACUACGGCGACAUCACCCGCUGGUGCGACAACCUCGCAGGGAGGUUCUAAAGGUAGUGGCGCCUCACGAUUGGGUUCACCUAUCUGUCUGUUUAUUUUCACGUCCGUGUUCGGGCUUCUUGUCAGAUACCUCUCCUGA
Molecule: messenger RNA, 1509 nt
Organism: Fomitiporia mediterranea MF3/22
Lineage: Eukaryota; Fungi; Basidiomycota; Agaricomycetes; Hymenochaetales; Hymenochaetaceae
Exons: 8
Coding region: 1-1509 (502 amino acids)
Biological process (GO): glucan catabolic process
Molecular function (GO): hydrolase activity, hydrolyzing O-glycosyl compounds
Source: RefSeq, a predicted model, not a curated record